Molecule: messenger RNA, 1143 nt
Organism: Coccidioides immitis RS
Lineage: Eukaryota; Fungi; Ascomycota; Eurotiomycetes; Onygenales; Onygenaceae
Product: DNA repair protein
Exons: 3
Coding region: 1-1143 (380 amino acids)
Biological process (GO): UV-damage excision repair; nucleotide-excision repair involved in interstrand cross-link repair; nucleotide-excision repair, DNA damage recognition
Cellular component (GO): nucleotide-excision repair factor 1 complex
Molecular function (GO): damaged DNA binding
Source: RefSeq, a predicted model, not a curated record
AUGGAGCGCGAACAGGUUAAAAAAGGCGCAUCUGCCGAGCCUGCCCCUACACGUCUCCCUCCGGAUCAGAUCCAACGAAUUGAAGUCAACCGGUUAAAAGCCAAGGCUCUCCGCGAGCAGCGCGAAGCCGAAGCGGCCCGUGACAACAGAGCAGCAGCCGCCGCCUCCGUUGGUGCCGGCGAUCCCGGUGCGGGUUCUACUGUCGCCGGAACCAAAAGGCCUUACUCGGCUACACUCACCUCCCGAACGCCCUCUUCUCUGCGCGAUGGCCGGGCGUAUAAUACGUCAGAACAAAGGCCGCUGGAUUCUAUCCGUCCAGCGCGGAAUUUUAGCAAAUAUGUAGAAUAUGAUUUCAGCAAAAUGACAGACACCAAAGGCGGCUUUUUGACCGCGGAGGAUGAUCCGCAUAAUAAGGUGCUGCAUUCUGAUCGCGAGUAUGAUGGAAAGCCCGCGCAUAUGACGCAGAAGGAGUGGGAGAGACAGCAGUUACUGCAAAAUCUACGGAAGGAGAAGGCGGGUCCGUUUGAGCCUGGGCUGAGUGUGCUGAGCAAAAGAGCUGAACAGAAGAAGUGUCGCGAGUGCGGGACGGUGGAGAUUGAUUGGAAAUGGGAGGAGAUUUUCAAGUGUUGCGUGUGCCAUGGGUGUAAGGAUAAGUACCCGGAUAAGUACAGUUUGCUUACGAAAACCGAAGCUAAGGAAGAUUACUUGUUGACCGACCCCGAACUCAAAGACGAAGAGCUCCUCCCACAUAUGGAGCGCCCAAAUCCCCACAAAUCCACAUGGAACAAUAUGAUGCUCUUUCUUCGCUAUCAGGUCGAAGAAUACGCCUUUUCCCCUAAGAAGUGGGGAUCUCCAGAAGCACUAGAUGCCGAAUUCGAAAGACGGGAGGCGGAGAAGAAAAGGAGAAAAGAAGCGCAGUUCAAGACUAAACUACAAGACUUGAAGAAGAGGACGAGAGUAGAGGCAUACCGCCGAAGUCGCCUGGCUGCAGAAGGAGGUGCAGGAGGUAACUUUGGAGAUGAUUUGGGUGGGAGGAGGAAGCAUGUUCAUCAGUGGGGGAGAGCCGUAGAAAACCCGGAGACGGGAAUAGGCGUCAAGACGUGUGUCGAUUGUGGAAUGGAGGUUGAAGAGUUGGAAUUCUGA